AUGCAGCCGAUCCCAGCUCUUGCUGCUUUUGAUUAUGUGGCUCCUGGAGUCCUCCACUGUUCUCCCCUACUCCCUGGCAGCGGGGCUAUCUUGGCAUCUACUCGGACUGUAUUGGGUGCUCACCAGCAAACCCUGAAGAACAGAGGCAACCUCCCGUAUAGUAAAAUGACGCACGUAUUGUGCCCAUACGAAUUGGGUAAUACAUUUGCCUCGGUCUCAGAGAGUCUUAACAGGAUAUUCCAGAACUUCUGGUCCAAAUUCGAGAGCCGUCUGCAGGCAUUUGGAG
Molecule: messenger RNA, 286 nt
Organism: Pelobates cultripes (western spadefoot toad)
Lineage: Eukaryota; Metazoa; Chordata; Amphibia; Anura; Pelobatidae
Source: the annotation of a GenBank genome assembly